UCGGACCUUAACGCGAAAUGCGUAUCUCCGGACCUGAAUGCCAACGAGGGCUCAGACGGCUCCAAGGCUCCCAUGGCUCCCAUGGCUCCAAAGGCUGAGGGACAGGAGGUGCAAGCGGAAGGAGAUGAAGUGGAGCUGGUCACGCCACCAAAGAAGGCAGCGCGCACAGUGCGGCGGCGGCCUCUUACCACAAUGGACGUGGAUGUGACGGUCCUCUAUGAGGCGAGGCGCUUGAAUCUGGAGGCGGCCUUCAUGUCCGCCUGCGCCGACACGGACUUGAAGGUUCGCAAGGCGUCAGACGCGCAGAUCUUGCUCCAGCGGCUUCAAGAGGACCUGGCGAAGCCAUGAGGCCAUCAUCUGAGCCUUUGCCGGGGGGGGGGGGGGCGUCCACAGCGAUGCCUUGUGCGGG
This is a messenger RNA of Effrenium voratum, 409 nucleotides long. Lineage: Eukaryota; Dinophyceae; Suessiales; Symbiodiniaceae. The record is from the annotation of a GenBank genome assembly.